AUGACAUAUGAGGCUAGUGUGGCGUAUGAGGCUAGUGUGGCGUAUGAGACUAGUAUGACGUAUGAGGCUAGUGUGACGUCUGAGGCUAGUGUGGCGUAUGAGGCUAGUGUGGCGUAUGAGGCUAGUGUGGCGUAUGAGGCUAGUGUGGCGUAUGAGACUAGUAUGACGUAUGAGGCUAGUGUGACGUAUGAGGCUAGUGUGACGUAUGAGGCUAGUGUGACGUAUGAGGCUAGUGUGACGUAUGAGGCUAGUGUGACGUAUGAGGCUAGUGUGACGUAUGAGGCUAGUGUGGCGUAUGAGGCUAGUAUGACAUAUGAGGCUAGUGUGGCGUAUGAGGCUAGUGUGGCGUAUGAGGCUAGUGUGACGUAUGAGGCUAGUGUGACGUAUGAGGCUAGUGUGACGUAUGAGGCUAGUGUGACGUAUGAGGCUAGUGUGACGUAUGAGGCUAGUGUGACGUAUGAGGCUAGUGUGGCGUAUGAGGCGAUUAUGGCGAAUGAACUUAGCCACAGCGAGGCCGAGGCGAAUGAGGCUAACGGGGCGGUGCGGCGCGGCGCAUGCGUGUCGGCAGCGGGGCACGUGCAGCAGCACUACCGCGGCGCCACCGGCGGCGAGUACCCGUGCGCGUGGCGCAGCUGCGCCAGGGUGCGCAAGGGCCAGGCGCCCUUCCCCAACCUGCCGCGGCUGCUGCGCCACGUGCGCGACCUGCACGUCAACAAGGGCAACGGGCGCAUCAUGGCCGUGCACGAGCGCUCCAGAAACUUUGUACCGUCGAGUAAGAAGCCGACGAAGACUUAUUCGACCAAUUUCCGGAGCGGUGUUAUGUCUCCGGGGGCGGCGUCCCUGUCGGGCAUGUCGCCCCUGGCGCGCAACAGCCCCUCGCCGGGCGCGGGCGGCGGCGACGCCUCGGCCGCGGGGGGCGCGCGCGCCGGCCCGGAGCCCCUCUUCGUGGCGGCGCCGCCGAGAGCGCAGCGCCUCACGCACUCGGACGCGUACAUCAGAUACAUCGAAGGGCUGCACUCUGAACAGAAGUACAUCACGCCGUGGGAGAAAUCGCUCACACCUAUGCCUUCCAAUCCAGAUCCAAGUCAUUUCAACAUCCCCAAGUUGUCCCAAUGGAUGUCUGAGGAGGCAGUCAGUGGAUACUUGGCAUUGGACAAGAACCUCACGGAGGCAGAUAUACAGAAGAUGGAUCAGAACACAAAGAUUGUAAAAGCACUGUGUGUGCUGAAGGACUAUAUGAUGAGGGACGCCUUGGCUAUUUACAAAAAUAUG
Molecule: messenger RNA, 1272 nt
Organism: Iphiclides podalirius (scarce swallowtail)
Lineage: Eukaryota; Metazoa; Arthropoda; Insecta; Lepidoptera; Papilionidae
Source: the annotation of a GenBank genome assembly